This is a messenger RNA of Ailuropoda melanoleuca (giant panda), 2203 nucleotides long. It is a transcript of the gene C13H20orf96, whose product is annotated as chromosome 13 C20orf96 homolog. The coding region runs from base 612 to 1823 and encodes 403 amino acids. Lineage: Eukaryota; Metazoa; Chordata; Mammalia; Carnivora; Ursidae. The record is from RefSeq and is a predicted model, not a curated record. The transcript has 9 exons.
UUUUUUUAAUAGAAGAAAUUAAAAAAUGGUGGUAUACCAAUGGGAAUAAUAUAGAGAGGGUGAAAACAGAAAACGGGAAUUGCUGGGGCGGUAUCUUUGAGAAAAACGAAGAGGGUAGGAUUGAGAGUACAGUUGUCGAAAUCGGUCUUAACAGGCAGUUUACACAGGCACAGGAGGGAGAGAAUUAGGUGGGUAAAUGAGGUGAUGUGAAAAUGUGAGUUUACUGAUCCCCACGAUUUUCUUAGUGAAAUAGGAAGCAAAGUCAUUAGACAAGUGUAAGGAUGGAGAAGAAAGUGAUGGAGGUUUGAUGGGAAGAGAAACAUGACAUAAUUCUUUAAGAUGAUGGGUGGGGCCAGCUGAAGGAUAGUAUUUAAAGCCGCGUGGAGCAGGCUGUGGAGCUCCGUUUCUCCUUGAGAGAUUAGUCCCUCUGGGCGCUCGGUAGUCUGCGUCCGUUUCCUUGGAGACGGGGAUGAGGGAUUGGUCUCGCUGGGAAGUUCCAGUGACCUAGGUUACCACGCGGUCUCCGGUGAGACCAGGAAGUCGGAGAAGCUGAAUAAGUAUCGCAAGAGGUCAGGGCUCCACAAACUCACUACUCUUCUACCAUUUCCCCAAUGGCGCGCGUCUUUCCGAAACCCAACCCGUCUGGGAUUCGCUCCGCAAUCCACAACUUCCAGAGUCUGGAUUAUGUUCCAUGGCAGCAGUCCAAGCAGAAAACCAAGUCACCUACUCUGCCUCCCAUCCUACAAACCAGAGGCCACCAGAAGAGCAAAACGAAGACUUUGACUAGCGUCCUGCCAGGGUUGCAUUCCAAGCCCACCAUGUUGAUGACAAGCCAGCCGAGGAAUCGACAAGAAAAGCACAGAGGGAGGUUGGACUCUGGGAAGACACAGGCCACAAUCCGGCUAUUGAAGACGUUGCUCAGGAACCGGCGAACCACACUCCAGGAGCUCUGCAGCCAUGAGGUCUUCCUCACCAAACUCAACGGGGAGCUCAUCAAGGCCAUCCAGGACAUGGAGGACAGCGCGGCCCUGAAAGUGCGCACGAUGCUGCAGCAGCAGGACAUCCUUGAGACGGUCAUGGACAUCUUGGAGUACUUGAACGAGAAGAAGCUGCAGGAGCUCAAGCGUGAACUUGAGGAGUGGGAGGAGAAGGAGGAGUCCAAGAUGAAGUACCUGGCGCAGCAGGUGGAACGGCUGAACGCCAAGAUCGAGAAGACCUUCAAGGAAGUGAGCUUUCUGAGCACGUACAUGGACCAUGAGUAUCCCGUCAAGUCGGUCCAGAUUGCCAACCUUGUGCGCCAGCUGCAGCAGCUAAAGGACAGCCAGCAGGAUGAGCUGGAUGACCUCAGUGAGAUGCGUACAACGGUCCUGCAGUCUUUGUCUACUCAGAUCCAGAAGAAGAAGAGAAAGCUUCUGAAAGCUCUGGUGGUGAAAAGCCAGCAGCCCCCUCAGGAGGCUCUUCUGCGGAAGAUGCAGGAUAGCCGGGACAUGCUGAAGUGCACGGACAGGUUCAGAGACGUGAGUGGGCACGGAAGGGGACGGCCCCUCUGUGAGGGAGCAGAAGGGUGGGCGUGCCCUAGGAUCUGCGGGAGUCAGGCUUGUCCUGAUCUGGCAUUCAGGAGGCCUUCAGCUCUGGGGUUGGCCUCCCUCCUAGCUAGUGCUAUUACUGUCCGUUGUUAUUCAUCUGAGAAGGAGGUUAGUGCGGGCCCAAGCCAUGCCUUCUUGACCAGCACCACCGGUGAUGGCCCAUUAGCAGCAUCACCAAGGGUCGCCUACCCACCCAUCAUUUUACUGUCAUUACCACCUCCUAUCCUCGCCGCUUAAUUCUCGCCACUGACCAUCACUUGUUAGCCAUGUUAAUGAACUUCACCGUCACCCCCUCUCGUAUUCAUUUUCAUUAUCAUCCUCCAUCCACUGUCAGUGUGAGUGGCCUUCACCGUCCCUGCCAGCCCCCAUUCAUUCUCAGCAUCCCCAUCAUCAGGUACUGCCCCCUUUGCCACCUGUCUCCAUGCUCCACGAUCUCCGCACCAUGUUCCGUACCAUCAGACGUUGGCCCUAACUUGCAAGCUGCCCUCUAGAGCCCAGGAGGCCCCUAGGACCAAGCUGUGCCAUCUCCCUAGAUGGCCUUCCUCCUCGUCUGGGUUGCCCUGUUCUCCCUUCUGUUGGGGGACGUUGGACUCCUCACUCUCCCCUGCUGUGCUGCU